AUGCGUUCGUCCUGGAUCGUCGCCCUCACAUGCCUCAUCGCGCCUUUGGUGCAUGCGGCCCCCAGCACCCCGCCCGAGCUUGAGGUCCGGGCUUGUAUUCCCUUCAGGGCGGCCAAUGCUGCGAUAAUGUGCCUUGCCUCUGGUAUCCUAGUGGACACAAAGCGUGCGGUGUUCGUUCAUAAGCAAUAA
Molecule: messenger RNA, 189 nt
Organism: Clonostachys rhizophaga
Lineage: Eukaryota; Fungi; Ascomycota; Sordariomycetes; Hypocreales; Bionectriaceae
Source: the annotation of a GenBank genome assembly